Seriola aureovittata is the source of this 10569-nucleotide messenger RNA. RefSeq names its product mucin-2-like. Gene Ontology annotation, cellular component: extracellular matrix. Bases 3169 to 10398 code for a protein of 2409 amino acids. Gene Ontology annotation, molecular function: protein binding. The transcript is spliced from 48 exons. NCBI's taxonomy places the organism in Eukaryota, Metazoa, Chordata, Actinopteri, Carangiformes, Carangidae. The record is from RefSeq and is a predicted model, not a curated record.
CUCCUUAAAGAAAUACUUAAAUUAAUUAAUUACUUAAAUGCUCAAAUUGCCAGUCCCGUUUGGAUUGGCAGCUGGUCUUGGUGUUGACGUAUGAAGCUGGUUGCGUUCUCAAUCCGCCAUUUCACUCUGAGACCCUGGAGGGGAAACACCGAAAAACUUUCACUCGACGAUUUCUGGAAAAGGCAAGAAGACAACAACGAUUAAAGGAGCCACGCGCACGACAGUUGACCUCUGUCACCUUUUUAUCUUGGAAAAUAUGGGUGUUGUGCCACCUCAGCUCCACGACCAUAACCACUGGAGAGAGCCCAGCACGACACCUACAGGGUCUUCAUGUGCGCCCGGCUGACGAUUUCUCGUUCCGCACCUCGGUCCGUGCGAUCAGUCCGGUCUGAUCAGUGAAUUUGACGUGUGGCUGGCGUUCAGAGACCGGCUGCUGAGAGCAGGAAGAGGAAGAGAAAGCAGGAGAGCAGCUCCGGAGCCCUCCAGGAGCCUGCAGAGAGAAGACUCCGUCAGACUGCUGCUGCUGCCCCGUCAGACCGGAGCCUCAGCCCCACAGGCCAGACUGGAAGAUGUCCAGCUGGAGGCUCUUUCAGACUGCUGCUGCCCCGUCAGACCGGAGCCCUGUGGAUGACGAUGAUGUUCAUGGCCUGGUUAAAUGACUGUCCGUACAGCCUGGAGAUGUAAUCAGUGAGAUGCAGAGCUCCAUGGCUGGACCAGCCAGUAGUUGAAACAGUAACACACACACACACACACACACACACACAAUUUUUAUUAGUUGAUAAGUUUCCUUUUAGUUGGUUGAUAACUUUUAUUUCCUCUUUUUUCUCAGUCGGUAAACCUUUUUUAUUAUGUAGAUAAGAAGUUGACAAGAAGUUUCCUUGUUAAAAAGAAAAAAAAUAUCUUCUAAUUGGUAGAUAACUCCUUUAACCCUUUUUUUUCUUUUCAGUUUUUUAAAAAUAUUUUUUAAUUCUGUAUGCCUCCUUGUUCUCUUAACUCCUUCAUUUCUUCUUGGAAAAGUUUUAAGUCAUUUCUUUUUAAUUUGCAGGUAAGUUUUAACUCUUUGCUUUCUUAUUAGUUGGUUAAGUUUCCUUCUUAAAAAAAAAAAAAAAAAGAAUUAGUUGGUAGAUAAUUCUUUCAUUUCCCAUUAGUUUGUAGAUACAUUUGAACUCGUCUCAGUUUGUAGAUAAGUUUGAUAAUGACAGACUACAACUGAAUUUCCCAAUUUUUGCACUAAAUUGAUAUUUUUAAUGAAGUGUGUUUCAUUGAAUCCUGCCACUAGAGGUCAGGAGUGCACAGUUUCAAAGUGCUCUGAUGAUGUUAGUUUACUGUAUGAAUCUCACAGCCUCUACUUAAGCAACCAAACUUUCAUAUCUCCUGAGGCUGAAACCAGUGGAUCUCACUUUCAGUGUAGUCCCUGAAAAUUAUGUCAUGGGUUCACAAGUGUAGAACACAUAAAUAAAUAAAUAAAUGUAACAUUUGAGAAUAAAACAGUUGUUAAGUCUUAACAUUGUAAUAUAAGUAGGAAACAUAAAUGUUGAGGGAACAUUGUCAAAGGGUUUGGGUUAGGGAGGGUUAGACCCUCCUAAAUGGAGGAAGUCAGACAUCAUCAGUUUUAUUAUUUACACCUGUACUUUUUCUUCUGUUACAUGUCAAAGUGUAUUUUGUAAUACAGGCCUAAUGAAUGAGACUUGGAUGUGCUAAGCCCCACCCCCCCAAAGGCCACUAUUCAUUUUGCUUUUCUGAUAUUCAAUAUAAUAUUCUAUAUGUUUGUUUGUCGUGUUGAAUUUUAUCAUUUCAUACAUGAUGACUAAAAGUGAGGCUGAUAUUAGAAGUACACAUAGCAGCAUACGCACAGCAAAAACUGUUCGGGUGUGUUUCUUUAUUGAUCUGCUGUAAAGCAACAGCUCCCAUUGUCCGACGGAUUGAUUUAGCCUCUGUAUUAUUUGCAGCCGGAUAUAAGUGAUUAAGAGAGGCACACCUUAAAAAAAAAAACCAGAGUAGAAAUAACAAAUCCUGAUGCAUUGUCAGAUUGCCAGGCCGCAGGUUGCAGCAGCUAGUGGAGUCACAAGGACAGGUCUACACUGUGUUUUUUCUUUUUUUAUUGGGUUGUUUAUGACAUUAGAACAGGAUCAUUUCUUCCUUUUAACCAGGACUCCACAAUCUGAUGUAACUUGUGAAAUCGAACACAUCACCACCAGGACCAUUCCAAGGAAAUAUCAAAAUCAGAGUGUCAGGGCAGCUGAUUCACGCAUUACAGGGCGAAAGUACAUAAGGAAGCCCUGGUUUGUGAGGAGCAUAAAAGCAAUUAAUAUUAUUAGAUCAACCUGUGUUUUUUCUUCUAAUUGGGUAGGUCAGUUCUAUAAAGCUUUUGAGCCCAUUUCAGCUCAUUGUUUUGAUUUUAGAGCACUUUAAUACUACAGUUUUACACAGUUAUCCCUGAUAAACCUUCAGUAUGCUUCCUGUCCAGCACAAAAUGGUGGACAAUUUUUGCAACUAGCUAGCAGGUGAAAAAAAAUUUAACAGCCAGCAGCAAAUAACCCAAAUAUUUUUAUAAGGAAUUUGCCAAAGCAGAGCAAAAACGAGAGUGAAUAUUGUACUUACUUGCUCCAUGUCUGCUGUUUGUGUCAGUAGACAUUAGCCAUAAUGUUUUGAAGAAAUAAAAUGUGUCUCCUAGUAACCAAAAAAUAUCAAUCUAGCAUGAAGACAUUAAAGUCUAAUAGGUUUUGCAAUGUUCAAAAUGGUAAAAUGGCUCUCUCCAUCCUAAAAUCAAAGUAUGUAGUAGAUUUUAGCCCCUUUUAGCUCAUUGUUGAAAUCUCUUUAACUCUUACUAACUCCAUCUCCAGCUGCAACAGGCAGCUGUUUACACAAACAAACCUCUGAUAAACCCAGUGUGCUACCCGACCAGCAGCCAACAGAAGGCUGACAAAGUUGUUGGCAAGUUGGUGAAGAAAUACGAACAGCUAGCAGGCAAAGGACUCAGAUUUUGUCUUUGUUUGUUUUUUCAGGAGUUGGUGGAGACCAAACCGGUGUUAAAAGAAAGAAGUUCAAGUGUGUUUCGGGCAGUGUGUGUGUGUGUAUGGACACUGCAUAUAUAGCCCCUGUGGUGGGGUGGUUGCACAGUGCCACUUGGUUCACCUGCUCUCCUGCAGUAAGGGAGCAUCAGGCAGCAUGUCCUCGCAGAGAUGGAUGCUGGCUGUCUACUUCUCACUGGCCUCAGUUUUAGGGACAGUUGAAUCAGUCACAACAACAGAAACUCAGAAAUACACUUGCAGGACGUUUGGCAGCGGGGUUGUCCAGCCUUUCAACGGAUCAGGUUACUAUGUGAGAUCCAAUUGCCCGUUCACCCUCACCCGCUUCACCCACAACCGGGUUGAAUGUGACAUCACCACACGGCGAGGUGACAGCGGGCUGCUGGUCCAAGUCGAGAUCAUCAUCAACAAAGUCAGGACUGUUGUGCAGAAUGGAAGCAUCCAGGUGGAGAAGAAAAGUGUUUCCCUUCCAUAUGACCACACCUACCAGCACAUUUUUCAGUAUGGCAUCUACACUAAACUGAAGAGCUCGCUGCUUCCUCUGUCUGUCACCUGGCACAAUGUACCUGGAGGAAUAGACACACUGAGGGUGGAGCUGGAGCAGGAGCUGAGCACUGACAUGACCGGACUGUGUGGAAAACACAAUGUUCCAGGCAACAAGGAGCAGUUUAUUACAGAGAGCGUGCUUUCUGAGGACACAUGUCAAACCAGAGAUCCUGGCUCUGUCAUGAAUCCAAAAUGCGGACUGUUCUUUUCCUACGCCUUGGACUGUCUGCAAGCCAGGUUGCCUCAUUAUGUCCAACUCUGUGAAGAGAACAUCUACAGCUAUGAAAACAGCGAAUACAUCAGCUGUGCUUUCUUCAAAGAAGUUGUCCAGCAGUGUGGAAACAACAGCUACAUCUGGAACAUCUGGAGAUCUUCAACCGGAUGCACUCCACAUAGUUGUCCAGGAGACCUGCUUUAUGUAGAACAGGGUGACGCCUUUGUUCCCAGCUGCUCCAACCCAAACCCCAGAUUCUCCAACCAGGAACUCACGAGCUCCUGUGUCUGCCCGAAGGGUACGGUGCUUAAUGAUCACGCAGAUGGCUUCCACUGUGUGACUGUGUCCAGCUGCCCCUGUGUGUUUGCCGGCAGCAGCUACGUAACUGGAGACACACGUAACACCAAGUGUCAGUCGUGCGUGUGUGAGGGUGGGAAGUGGCGUUGCUCUGACAACUUCUGCCCAGCCAGAUGUCUCAUUGAAGGGCAUUUUGUGACGACAUUUGAUGGCAAACAAUAUGUCGUCCCUGGUAAAUGUACAUAUGUGGUGUCACAGGGUCUCAACUGGACAAUAACUAUUCAGUUUUCUGAGAAGGCGGUGUCUCUGAAAACAGUUGUCCUUCAGCUUUUUCAGGAUGUGUAUACAUUCUCAUACAACAGAGUUAAAGUGGGAGAGGAGGAGAUUACUGAACUUCAUCAGUCUGAUCAUGCCCUGGUUUUCUGGCAGUCCUCCAUGUACGUCCAAGUCCAGACAUCCUUUGGUAUGAAGAUCCAAGUCCAGAUGUCUCCUGAGAUUCAGCUCUACAUCACUCCACCAAGAAACCACACUGGCAUAAUCUCAGGUCUUUGUGGCAACAGCAACAAUGACACCACAGACGACUUCACCACCAGCAGCGGGAUCAUCGAGAACUCGCCACAGCAGUUCGCUCUGUCCUGGACCGUGGGCACAUGUGCAGUGAACAUACCCCCCACCUGCAGCAACACAGACAACGAAAUAUUUGCUGAUGAGAAGUGUUCUGUGUUGAACCACCCAACUGGGAUAUUUGCCAAAUGCCAUAGUCAUAUCCCAACAGAUCAGUUCCACACCGCUUGCAUCCAAAGAACUUGUAACUGUGGCAGCAAUCUGCAGCAGUGUUUGUGUGUUGCUCUGGGCAGCUACGCCAAAGCCUGCGCCGUCCUGGGUGUUGCAGUUGGUGACUGGAGGAAAACUACCAACUGCACUCUUAAAUGUCAGAAGAACCAAGAGUUCUCCUACGACAUGCUGGCCUGCAACCACACAUGUCGUUCCCUGUCUGGCCCUGACCCUCGCUGUUGGGUGGAUGAUGCUCCUGUGGAGGGCUGUGGUUGUCCGGAAGGAACACACCUGAACCAAGGAAACCUCUGUACCCCAAAAGGAGAGUGUUCAUGUCACCACUAUGGUGGGACAACGCCGCCGGGGCGCAUUGUUAUCGACGGACGACAGUGCCUCUGUGAGAAUGGAGAACUGCACUGUUCCAAGGAUUGUGGCUGCAGAAACGGGAAGGUUUGUGUUCACUGCUCCGAGUUCCCAGUUAACACGGCUCAGAAAACCUGUGACAGUCUCAGGAAACCACUGAGUGCCAGUAUGACCUGUGAGAGUGGCUGUUACUGCCCACAUGACCAGUAUCAGGAUCACCGUGGAAACUGCGUUUCUCUGGACAACUGCACCUGUGUGUACAGUGGCAAAGUGUUCAGCGCAGGACAGCAUGUGAAAACCAACUGUAAAACAUGUGUCUGUGGUCAGGGUCAGUGGCACUGCAGAGACGAGCCAUGCCCUGGGAAGUGUCAAGUGUAUGGAAAUGGACAUUAUCAGACCUUUGACUCUAAGUGGUUCCGCUUUGACGGACACUGCCAGUACACACUUGUAGAGGAUUACUGUGGAAAUAGAAACGGCACCUUUUCUGUCAGAGUGGAGAGCGUACCCUGCUGCGAUGAGGCAUUGACCUGCUCUCGCUCCAUCGUCCUGGACCUGCAGGGCUUAGUCACCCUGACCUUGAGUGAUAUGAGAGUGACGAGACGCCUCCAAAAAGGCUGGACUCUGCAAGAAGAUUCACUUUACACCACACACACAGUGGGACUCUACAUCAUAAUCUCAGUGCCAAGCAGAGGGAUAACUCUCAUCUGGGACAAACACACCAGGAUCACCAUGGAGCUGCAUCCAAACUGGAGGAACAAAGUGUGUGGCCUCUGUGGUAAUUUUGACUCCAAUGAGAUGAAUGACCUACAGAUAAGUGGCUCAGCUGUGGUUUCCAGUCCCAUGGCCUUUGGCAACAGCUGGAGGGCCGCCACACCUCCUUGUUCUGAUGUGACCACUGAGAUAUUUCCAUGUGAACGCAACUCCUACUGCUCAGCCUGGGCCCAGCGCCGCUGCCUGAUCAUUGCAGCAGACACCUUCAAAGACUGCCACUUAAAAGUGGACCCAGAACCGUACUACCAUGCCUGUGUGCAGGAGUCUUGCUCCUGUGAGUUUGAAGGCAAGUUCCUGGGCUUCUGCACAGCAGUGGCAGCCUACGCAGAGGCCUGCAGCGACCAGGAUGUGUGUGUCAAAUGGAGAACACCUGAUUUGUGUCCGGUCUAUUGUGACUACUACAACGAGCAGGGCCAGUGUAGCUGGCACUAUGAGCCCUGUGGUGAGAUGCUAACCUGUGGCAAAGGCAACUACUUCACUCACAAGCUGGAAGGUUGCUUCCCCAGAUGUCCAAAAGAUGCACCAUACUAUGAUGAAAACACUGGGGAAUGCACCAAAUUGAGGAACUGCUCCUGUUAUUUCAAUGACACAAUUAUUCAGCCUGGGGCAGUGGUGAUGAUACAGUCUAAUAAGUGCCCCUGUGAAAAUGGAACAAUUAAGUGUCCACCUCCACUUACAACUACAACUAUACCUGCCACCACCUCUACAUCAAGCACUAUCAUCCCAACUGCUUCAACUGUGCCCUCCACUACCCUAACAACUACAUCUGUUUCAACUACCUCUGAAACAUGGUCAACAACGCCUUCCACUACCACCACACCGUUGACGACCAUUACCAAUGUUUCAACUACAUCUGAAACAUGGUCAACAACGCCUUCCACUACCACCACACCGUUGAGGACCAUUACCAAUGUUUCAACUACAUCUGAAACAUGGUCAACAACGCCUUCCACUACCACCACACCACUGACGACCAUUACCAAUGUUUCAACUACAUCUGAAACAUGGUCAACAACGCCUUCCACUACCACCACACCACUGACGACCAUUAACAAUGUUUCAACUACAUCUGAAACAUGGUCAACAACGCCUUCCACUACCACCACACCACUGACGACCAUUACCAAUGUUUCAACUACAUCUGAAACAUGGUCAACAACGCCUUCCACUACCACCACACCACUGACGACCAUUACCAAUGUUUCAGCUACCUCUGAAACAUGGUCAACAACGCCUUCCACUACCACCACACCACUGACGACCAUUAACAAUGUUUCAACUACAUCUGAAACAUGGUCAACAACGCCUUCCACUACCACCACACCACUGACGACCAUUACCAAUGUUUCAACUACCUCUGAAACAUGGUCAACAACGCCUUCCACUACCACCACACCACUGACGACCAUUACCAAUGUCUCAGCUACCUCUGAAACAUGGUCAACAACUUCUUCCACUACCACCACACCACUGACGACCAUUACCAAUGUCUCAGCUACCUCUGAAACAUGGUCAACAACUUCUUCCACUACCACCACACCGUUGACGACCAUUACCAAUGUCUCAACUACCUCUGAAACAUGGUCAACAACUUCUUCCACUACCACCACACCGUUGACGACCAUUACCAAUGUUUCAGCUACCUCUGAAACAUGGUCAACAACGCCUUCCACUACCACCACACCGUUGACGACCAUUACCAAUGUUUCAGCUACCUCUGAAACAUGGUCAACAACGCCUUCCACUACCACCACACCGUUGACGACCAUUACCAAUGUUUCAGCUACCUCUGAAACAUGGUCAACAACGCCUUCCACUACCACCACACCGUUGACGACCAUUACCAAUGUUUCAGCUACAUCUGAAACAUGGUCAACAACGCCUUCCACUACCACCACACCGUUGACGACCAUUACCAAUGUUUCAACUACAUCUGAAACAUGGUCAACAACGCCUUCCACUACCACCACACCGUUGACGACCAUUACCAAUGUUUCAACUACAUCUGAAACAUGGUCAACAACGCCUUCCACUACCACCACACCGUUGACGACCAUUACCAAUGUUUCAACUACCUCUGAAACAUGGUCAAAAAUGCCUUCCACCACCUCUACACCAACGCCUACAACUACCUCAACUACCACUGUAACCUCAGUAAACCAUACAGAGCUGACUUACACAACAGGUGUUACCAGCUCACCCACCACAUCAUCAACAACUAGAAUGAAUACCACAUAUACAAUGACAGCUGCUACCUCAGCACAACCUACAACAAUAACAAAUACCACUGGAUACACCGUGGUUAUCGUAACAGGGCCAACGUCGACACAAAUAUCACAAUCCCAUGUAGUAGAUACAUCCACACUUACUUCCUCAACUCAGCCAACAACAAAACGUACAGAGCCAACAGUAACACUUCAAUCAGCAACCACCUUUGCGUCAAAUGCUACGCCUGCUGAAACCCCAGGUCCAACUAAAGUUCCUUCAGUCCCUACAGCCUCAUCACAGUCCACCAUCAUAACAGUCAGUACAGCAUUGACAACUCACACAACAGUGUGCAAUGAGUGUACAGACCUGAAGAGGAAAAAAACCUGGACUUGUGGUGAGAUGUGGACAGAGGACUGUUUCCAUAAGACCUGUACAAAUGGGAAGAUAGAGUUGACUCCAGUGGUUUGUCCAGAGCCUAAAGUUCCCAUCUGCCCAAGAAAUCAGGUCGCAAAAGUGUCGGAUGGAUGCUGUGAAACAUGGAAAUGUGACUGUCGCUGUGAGCUAUAUGGGGAUCCCCACUACAUCUCUUUCGAUGGUGUAAGCUUUGAUUUCCUGGACGAAUGCACCUCCAUCCUGGUGGAGGAGCGGUCACCACAACAUCAUCUUUCUAUUACUGUGGAUAACUUCUACUGUGUGCCGGGCCUCCACGGCUCCUGUGUUAAAGGCAUCAUCCUUAAUUAUCAAAACAACAUGGCUACACUCAAUAUCAUUCCAGAGUUGUUUGCAGUUCAGGCCACUCUGAACAAUGUGACCAUACUGCCGCCAUACGAGGAGCAUGGGUUGAGGUUUGAGACCACAGGGUACAUGGUGUCAAUCUAUCUCCCAGAGAUCCGCUCUUAUAUCUCCCUCAGUCCGUCUUAUACCCUGGUGGUCAAUCUGGCCAUGGAGCACUUCCACAACAACACCCAGGGACAAUGUGGUGUUUGUGGUGGCGGAUCAUGCAUCCGUAGAGGGGGGCAGAUCGAGGACAACAGCUGCUGUGAUAAGACAGCCUAUGACUGGGUGUACGCAGACCCUCUGAAGCCAGCCUGUGUUUCUGCACCAAAGGACAUACCCUGUCAUUCUGGUACAACUCCAGCACCCACCAGCUGCCCUGCAAGCCCACUGUGUGAGCUGCUAGAUCACCCAGCAUUUUUAAACUGCAGUGAUUAUGUCGAUCUGAAGCUUAAAAAGAAGAACUGUGAGUUUGAUUCAUGCUGGAACAAAAACAGCUCUUGCCCUUCUCUAGAACAAGCUGCUGAGGAAUGCAAGCAUGUUGGUAUCUGCAUUGAGUGGAGGAAACUGACUAAUGGAAGCUGUGAUGUGCCAUGUCCAAAAGAAUUGGUUCACAGAGAAUGUCAUCCUAAGAUGGAUGACUUCUGCUUUGGAGGAGUGCGCUAUCUAGGGGCCUCCCUCGAAAAAAACACUUCAGGUUGUUUCUGUCCCAACGGCCAGUUCAGGGCAGGAAAUCACUCGAACAGCUGCGUGUUUGACUGUCCCUACUGUAAAGGACCACUUGGAGAGCCCAAAAUGCCUGGUGAUGUGUGGGAGUCCAACUGUAACCUGUGUACGUGUAACAACCAGACUCAGACAGAGGAGUGUUUUCCAAACCCCCCUCAGUCAGCUCCUGUCUGUAGCCCCACUGGUGUUUUGGUAAACACCUCGUGCUGUGGUCAUCAGAUUUGUGUUGAGAAGAACUGCAGUUAUAAUGAAAAGACAUACAAGGUGGGAGACACAUGGAAAGAUGCCACCCAUCCCUGCAUGUCGUUCAGCUGCAGCAAAGAGGGCAUUCAGACUGAGACUAGAGUGUGUCCCAAGGAAAACUGUCCUGAGGAGGACAGGAUUUGGGAUAACCAGCACUGCUGCUUUACAUGUAAUCAGAGCUGUGCUCCCGAGGUGUCCAGCUUCAACAUCACCAUAGACAACUGUACCACCAUCAUAGAAAUGCCUGUGUGUCAGGGCCAGUGUGUGUCUCAGCCCAGCAUCAGAGUGGUGUUGCAUGGUGACCUACAGGUGGAGCAGAAGAGCAGAUCCUGUCAAGAGCGGCGCUCAGAGAGGAGAUCAGUGACCCUGCAGUGCUCCGACCACACUACCAGACACUACGCUUACAAGCAUAUCACCAGCUGUGAGUGCAGAAGCUGUGGUAUACUGCGCUGACAGCACAGACCAAAGACAAGAAUAUAUGAUUAUGUAACGUAUCCAUUACAUUUCUAAAUCAAAAACGAAUGUAUCUAAAUUUAGUAGAUUAUGAAUUGAUAUUUGAUGGUUUUUGUUCUCGAUUCAAAACUAAUAGUAUCAAAUAAAGUGAAUCAUUAGCUAAUCACCAAA